GGGCAUAACCUUAUCAGACAGGUUACUUAACCUACACGUAAUAUGAAUAACCUCACAUGGAUUGAGACGAUAACCCUGCAACACUAAAUCUCCACAAUAAAAUGAGACUGUGCCAAGAGAGGGGGAAUAUUGAGUUAGGGUUAGGGCACAGGGGUUAGGACAGUGGAGGGAGGAGCAGUGAGUGAAAGAGAGAGAUGGAAGUACUGUAACAGAUGGACUUAGAGGGAUUACAUGGAUUUGGGAUGGGUCUGUGACACAAAUUCCCAAGAAAGACAGAAAAAGGAGUGUGGCUGGUGGACACGCACUUAACGCUGAACGUGAGAGAGAGUGGCAGAGGAGAAUGAAAAGGGAGCAGAGCGUCAGGCUGGAAAAGAGCCAUCUCACUGCCUAACGAAACAAUAACAGCAAAUCUGAAAAGUUGCACACUGGGACGGACUUGAAGAUUCUAGUGAUCUUAAAGUGAUCAGCAGUCUGGUUUAUCCAUCCUGUGUUAACACUGCACGGAUUAAGAGCCAUGUGAGAGAAAGGCCAGGAGUACGAGCCAGGAUUUCACUCUCCAACACACCUAACACAAACAGAUUAGAGCAGUUUACUAUGGAUUACCAGCAACACUAGAUUUAGAUCAGAGGCUUAACUAAUAAUUUCAUCAAAAAAGUAAUCCCUUGAUUUUAUUCCCCUCAUCUUCUUUAAACCGUACUUCUUUAAAGUUGUGAUGAAAAGUAGAGUCAGGCCAGAACCUCCUAAUCAGGAGGUUUUUCAUUAUUAAUGUGCUAUGGAUCAAGAGGUGCUAUGGGGUACUAAUCCCACCCUAGCGACUCCAUAUGCAAGAACACAGUGAACCACUUGUGUGACCUGUCACCCAUAGUAGUGCUAUGACUAAUAUAUACCAUACCUGUCAUAAUAUGACUUAUCACUUGUGUACCAAAAGGAAAUGUAUUCUAAUCAUAUCUCUCCAUCUGAUUAUAUGACCUACGACUGGAUCUUGUAGCCAGUUUGAAGUCUGUGUGAUCAGAACUCACUGUAUCCUACCACUGUAAGGCUAGAGUGAAGGGUUAGGGGACAGAAAUCUAAAUAACACAGAUUUCCAAAAGCUUUCAAAUGUCCAUGAUUAGAGGAGGCUGGGGGCAAGGAAUCUGUUGACUCCCAGUUGAAUGGAUGGAAAGAAAAGCCCCAGAGAUCUAGAACAGGUCUGCUUACCAGGCAACGCUGGCCAGACAGACAUAUGUCCUCCCCCAAUCCUUUUGUUUUCUCCUGGCAUGACCCCUCUUCUCUGCUUAAUCCCUUUGUUCAUUUGUACAUUCUGUCCAUCUGUCAUUUUCCACCCGUCUAUCAACUUGACAGAGUCUUGUCCAGCUCUAAUCUGGCCUGCCAUUACCACCCAUCCUUUAGUAAAGUGCUCAUAAAUUAUUCUUGUGUUCUGUUCUAUUUGAACUGUUCUUAUUGAUUUUAUUCUUUCAUCAUCCUCUUCACCAUCACUCUCACAUCUUGUUUUUGACACAUAUCCUGUUCUCCUCCUUUUCACCACCCUCUUCUUUUUUUCUCCUGCUCUGUCUCUAUACACCUCCUCUCACUUUCCCCUGCUCUAUCUUUCUCCCGCUCUGUCUUUAUACACCUCCUCUCACUUUCCCCCGCUCUGUCUUUAUACACCUCCUCUCACUUUCCCCUUUUUAAUCUUUCUCUUGCUCUGUUUCUAUACGCAUUUUCUUUCCCCUAACUUAUCUCCAUACACCUCUCACUUUCCCUUGACCUAUCUCUGUACCCCUCCUUUGUCUUCUGCCCUAUCUCUGUAAAUCUCUUUACCCCCUCACCUAUCUCUCUACAACUCCUCUCUUUUGCCUGACCUAUCUCUACACACCUCUCAUAUCCCCCUGCCCUAUCUCUACACACCACCUCUCUCUCCUCCUUUGUGACUAUACACCUUCUGUCUUAUCCACCCUGCCCUAUUUUUAUAAAACACCUCUCUUUUCCCCCUGCCUUAUCUAUAUACACAUCCUUUCUCUUUUCCCUUCCCUAUCUCUGAAUACCUCCUCUCUUCCCCGCCCAGUCUCUAUACACCUCCUCUCUCUCUCCUGCACUGUCUAUAUACACCUCCUCUCUCAUUCAUCUCUCUUGUAUCUAUACAUCUCCUCCCUUUCCCCUGCCUGAUCUCUAUACACCUCCUCUCUCUUUCUCCUUCCUUGUGUCUAUACACCUCCUCUCUUGGCCUAUCCCUAAAUUUCUCUCCUACUCACCAUGUUGGAGAACCUGUCUCGUCGGUCCCGUUCCCUGUUGUCCCUGUCCCUGACCACUCUGGCUCUGGCUCUGUCCAUCCUGGCUCUCUGCACGUCCUACUGGUGUGAAGGAACACACAAGGUGGUCAAGCCUCUUUGCCUGUCUCCGGUGAAGAUGAGAAACUGUGGCCAGAACAACAGUGAAGCCUAUACUACAGAGAGCCCAACUCAGAACCCGUACAACCGGACCCUGUCCCCCCAGAGGAGAGAUGAGCUGGCUAAGAUCCGCCAGAGACAGCUGGCCAACGCCGUCCACUACAUCUGGGAGACAGGAGAGGACAAGUACACCUUUAGAUACUUCCACACUGGCUUCUGGGAGAGCUGUGAGAAACAUGUUGAUGGUGAGAAGUGUCGCAGCUUCAUUGAUCUUACUCCUGGGGAAACACAAGGUGUGUUGUGGCUAUCAGUGAUAUCUGAGUUCACAUACAUCGGUCUGUUGGGGAUAGGCUUUCUGUUGAUGUGGCUGGAGGUGUUGUGUUCCCAUAAAGAGAUGCAUGCUCUUAAAAUCAACGCCUAUGCUGCCGUCUGCACCGUGCUGUCAGGUCUGAUGGGGAUGGUGGCCCACAUGAUGUACACCACCGUGUUCCAGAUGACCGUCAUCGUCGGCCCUAAAGACUGGAGGCCCCAGACUUGGGACUACGGCUGGUCAUUCGCCCUGGCGUGGAUCUCAUUCAGCUGUUGUAUGGGAGCUGCGGUCUUCACCCUCAACUCUUACACCAAGACCAUCAUCGAGCUGCGCCACAAACAGAGGCUCCGAUUGGAGGAGGCCCGCGCUGCAAGCCACGCCCCGUCCUAUGAUGAGGUGGUCCCCGGGGGCGGGCUCUACUCUGUUAGCGGCUUAUUGCAGUGCCCGGACGGGAUGAUCGAUGUGGCGUGGGCACCGGACGGAACCGUAAUGGGGGUGGGGAACGGGGAUGUCCCUACUCUGGUGUUGGUGGGGGGUUGUGGGCCGGAGGGCUGUGAGGACUGCGAGAGAGAGAUGGAUGAGAUGGAGGAGGCCAUGGAGCGAGAAAGGGCUGACUCACCGUGUUAAUGAGAGAAGAACAGGGCAAAGGGGAGUGGAGGACUAUGGGUAACAUGUAAACACCCUGUGCUCAAGGAAGAAACCGUGACACACAAAGUGAGAGGGGAACAGUUCCUUGUUAGGGUGGGGGGAAUGUUCAUCUACUUCUCUGGUGUCGACUAGAACAUGAUGGACAUGGUAACCGGAAGAGCUACUGCAUCCCCUCAUUGACAGUUAUCAAAGAGGACAGCGACAUGUUUGGUUUGUGUGAACACUUCUUGAGUUGUCAUUAGUUACAACAACAGUGCCUACUGGUAAGCGAUUGUCACAGUACACGUGUAAAAGUGUCUGUGUUGGGAACUGUUUCGUUACAAGUAUUCAAUACUUCAUCACCUUUAUAAAACAUGUUUUUCACUUGAAUUGGUCCCAUUCUGAAGCUAUAAAAUAAACUAGGAUUUCUGUCGGUUGACGGAAUUAUGUUGCUCAUGUCCAUAAACUUUCUCUGCUUUCUUUCUAAAGAUCUGUAUUGCUCUAUAUCUUUCUAAUCUAUCCCUAAAUUGGAUCUAAUGAUCUGGAUCUCUUAUUCUUGAAAAGGCCAUCCCUCUAUUUUAACAAUUUCAACCCAUCAACUAUCAUACAAUCUAAACAGGUACAUAUCCUUAGCACUUAGUUCCUCUGAAUAUAUUAAUCGACUACAGUAGAUGCAGUCCUUUAUGUAUAAACUGUGAACAUUCACUAAACAUAAAAGCCCACAUACAGUAUUUUGGCCAACUAGGCAUGGGUGCAGAACACUGUAGAUGUUCCCUUAGUCAAUCCAUUCACAAGGACUGAACACUAGAGGCCACAAGGAAAGAUUAGAGAUUUUCUUACAGUCUGCUUUCAGAUGCUGGACUAAAGAUUAUGACAGUAAUCCUGAGUUGGAUGGUAGAAGGAAAGAACUGGGAAGGGGGAGGUGUAUAUGAGGGUCACAAAAUGGUCCAGGAAAGAAAUGGGUCAUUCUUGAAUUGCGUUGGAAUUUGUGUCCCUUGACUUCAUAAUCAUUAAAAACACCUUGAAAUGACAAAUACUUGCAUAUCAUACAUAUGCACGCUCAACAAUCUAACAAUUUAAUGACGGGUAACACACACACACACACACACACACACACACACUUUUGCAUGCAUAGUACAUACACAGCAUGAAUAGUCAUAGGGAAAUCCUGGAUUAUCUAACCAUAUGGAAAUGCUAUCAAAAACACAAGACCCAUGUCCUUUGUCAAUCCCAUAUUUUCAUGGUUCUGAAUUUUGAAAAUCCUUGCAGAAACCUUACUAUUCUUACUGAAUACAGUUUUCUUUAUGUUACAGACAAAUUGACACACAUUUAUUGCUGUACACAUAAUAUGAAAGUGUGUGAUCUACCAUAUGCAGAGUUCAUAUGGUGGAUUCCUUCAUAUAUAUAUAUGGAAUUACUGAAAUAAAUAAACUUUUUGAUGA
Messenger RNA from Esox lucius (northern pike), 4745 nucleotides. Its product is annotated as germ cell-specific gene 1-like protein. The record is from RefSeq and is a predicted model, not a curated record. Gene Ontology annotation, cellular component: plasma membrane. Bases 2233 to 3303 code for a protein of 356 amino acids. The transcript has 7 exons. Lineage: Eukaryota; Metazoa; Chordata; Actinopteri; Esociformes; Esocidae.